Molecule: messenger RNA, 1689 nt
Organism: Crotalus tigris (Tiger rattlesnake)
Lineage: Eukaryota; Metazoa; Chordata; Lepidosauria; Squamata; Viperidae
Product: leukocyte elastase inhibitor-like
Exons: 8
Coding region: 57-1313 (418 amino acids)
Biological process (GO): negative regulation of endopeptidase activity
Molecular function (GO): serine-type endopeptidase inhibitor activity
Source: RefSeq, a predicted model, not a curated record
UGAGCUUAUAGUGAAGAGACUGCCUGCUCUAUUUGUUGAUUUUUAAAAAGGUUUAAAUGGCGAUGGAAACGUUGAGUGGGGCAAACACUAGCUUUGCUAUUGAUUUUUUCAAACAUUUAUGCAAGACUCAAACCAACACAAAUGUACUGUUUUCACCAUGGAGUAUUUCAUCAGUUAUGGCCACUCUCUACCUUGGGGCUAAAGGCCACACUGCACAGCAGAUAGCAAAGGUGUUUCAUUUUAAUACAGCUGGGGGAACUGAGACCACCUAUCCCCUGAGACACCCACGAGUAUAUUCCAAAAUGGAGGACCUUUUGAAAAACCCAUGCAUCUCACUUACAAAGCCUUCUCUUGAAAUACAAAGUAACAUCCAUUCAAGAUUCCAAGCCCUAAAUCAAGAAAUCAAUAAACCCACAAAAAAUGUUCUGCUAAGAAGUGUCAAUCAACUAUACGGGGAUAAAUCGGUGUCUUUUCAAAGAGACUUCUCAGAAGCAAUGAAGAAAUAUUACAAUGUUGAGCCACAAACAGUAAACUUUCAAGACACUGCAGAAUAUGCAAGAAAGGAGAUCAAUUUAUGGGCUGAACACCAGACAGCAGGUAAAAUCCUCAACCUGUUGAAUGAGGGCUCUAUAAAUCCCCUUACCCGGUUGAUCAUGGUGAAUGUACUGUAUUUCAAAGGCAACUGGUCAAACACCUUUAAGAAAGAGGACACCACAGAACAACCUUUCAGGUUGAACAAGAGCACAAGUACGCCAAUAAAGAUGAUGUACCAGCAUGAUAAAUUUAACUGGAAGUAUAUAGAUGAAGUACAGGCCCAGAUUCUUGAACUCCAGUACAUGGAUAAUGACUUUAGCAUGUUUAUACUGCUUCCUGAUGACAUCAAUGAUGACAGCACUGGCUUGGAAAUGUUGGAAAACAAGUUAACUUAUGAGACCUUCUCCAAGUGGACUAGCCCAAAAGAAAUGGAAGAAGUUGAAGCAAAUGUUCAUCUUCCUAAGAUGCAAUUAAAUAUCCACUUUGAACUGAAAUCUUUGCUGACCAACAUGGGAAUAACAGAUGCCUUCAAUUCAGAAAUGGCUGAUUUCACUGGGAUGUUGGCAGAAAGCAAUCUGGGUGUAUCCGAAAUUUUUCAUAAGUGCUUUGUUGACAUCAAUGAAGAAGGAACUGAAGCAGCUGCUUCAAUUGCUGCUACCAUAGAUGGCCGAAGUGAUCAAGGUGCAGUUUUAUUUGCAGCUGAUCACCCAUUCCUUUUUUUCAUCCGGCACAACAAAACUAAAAGCAUCCUUUUUGGGGGAAGGUUCUGUUCCCCCUGAAAGAUUUCAACCUAAUGUUAGCAAAUAGAAAGGAAGUUACAGAAGAAGCACUGAGCAAAACAGGCUGUAUUUUGUAGCCUAUGUCUAAACAUGAAUUCUUUUCAUUUUCCAGUAUCUUUAGAAAUUGUCGCAGAUGGCUUUUACUGAUAUUUUAGAAAAAAAGUCAAGUCAUAUUUACUGCUUCUGCCAAGGAAACAUAAGAAACCACAAGCGAAAGUUUGUUUUGAUUAUGUCGUUUUGAAAGCAGAAUUUUAAUGUGAGUUAAAUAAAAGAUCUAAUUUAAUGCAAUGAUAUCCUCUAAUGGACAUGCGGAAACAUUUUUUGUAGAGGUAUAUGAGAAUAUGAUGAGAAAAAGAAUAAAAUUAAUUUCACAUAA